Scheffersomyces stipitis CBS 6054 is the source of this 2244-nucleotide messenger RNA. It is a transcript of the gene MGS1, whose product is annotated as ssDNA-dependent ATPase. Bases 1 to 2244 code for a protein of 747 amino acids. Gene Ontology annotation, molecular function: enzyme activator activity; ATP binding; DNA binding. Gene Ontology annotation, biological process: DNA-templated DNA replication; DNA repair; regulation of DNA repair. Gene Ontology annotation, cellular component: nucleus. The record is from RefSeq and is a predicted model, not a curated record. The transcript has a single exon. NCBI's taxonomy places the organism in Eukaryota, Fungi, Ascomycota, Pichiomycetes, Serinales, Debaryomycetaceae.
AUGGAUUCAACUUGUCCGAUCUGUGGAAAACAGCUCUCCCUGCACUUGCUAGAAAGACAUGUCAAUACUUGCCUAGAUAACCAGGAAUCAAAAGAAGUAGAAGAAGUGGAGCAACCUAAAGAUGUCCAAGAUUUAGACGAAGUCGUAAUAGUGGAAGAUGAAAUAGGCGAAAUCAGGAAAAGGCGACAUGGUAGUGACGCGUUUGCUGCUCUAGGCUUGAAAAUGGACUCAUCGCAAAAGAGACAAAAGCUAGAGCGACUGCAAAAGAGCAAACCAACCUUAACUCGUAUUCUUAUAGAAGAGAAACGAUUAAAGUCUGAAUCACGUAAGACGUCGGAUGAGCUUAAAGAACAAUUGGAAAAAUUGUCUUCAAGCAAAUCUUAUGAUGAAUCAUUAAUCUCAACACCAUCAGAUCAGCCAAAAGUUGUACCAGAACCUCAGGAAGAACCAAAAGAAGCAAAACCACCACCACUUCAAUCAGAUAUACUUACCAGGGCACAAGAAUUGAACAAACUCAAACGUGAAGCAAGUAUUCCGUUGGCUCAUAGACUAAGACCCAAAUCACUAGACGAUUUCUUUGGCCAGGAGAAACUUUUAGGACAAGAUGGGAUAUUACGUAAUAUUAUUAAUGCCGAUAACAUACCAUCGUUUAUACUCUGGGGAGUACCAGGAGUAGGAAAAACGUCAUUGGCCAGAAUAAUUGCACACACAACAAAUUGUAAAUUUGUAGAAUUGUCUGGUGCAGAAAGUAAUGCCAAAAGACUAAAAGAAGUGUUUCUCCAGGCAGAAAAUGAAAAGCAUUUGACUGGCAGAAAGACCAUUUUAUUCUUGGACGAGAUCCAUAGAUUCAAUAAAGCUGUACAAGAUUUGCUCCUUCCUGUGAUUGAGAAGGGUGUUCUCACAGUUAUUGGUGCCACUACAGAGAAUCCUUCUUUCACAUUAAACAAUGCCUUGCUUUCACGAAUGCAUACGUUUGUAAUGGAACAAUUGACCACAGCAGCGCUAAUUAAGAUUCUUGCUAGGGCACUUUAUCAAGUCAAUAAACUUAGAAAGCAUCUCUAUAAUCUCCAUUACAUCUCACUUAAAAGAGAUUCUUUUAAGUACAUUGCAGAACUUUCGAUGGGAGAUUCUAGAGUGGCACUCAAUCUCUUGGAGUUCGUCAACGCGUAUUUGUCUACCGAUAAGUUUUCGACUAAAAAUGGUGAAGAGCAGCCCAAGAAAAUGGGAGUUAUCAACGUCUCCGCUGAAAGCCUCAAGAGUAUACUUAAGUCUAGAGACUUUCAUAACAUGUACGAUAAACAAGGGGAAUCGCACUAUGAUACAAUUAGUGCAUUCCAUAAAUCAGUAAGAGGUUCUGAUGCUGAUGCUGCGAUGUUUUACUUGGUCAAAAUGUUAUCUGGUGGAGAAGACCCUCUCUUCAUUAUUCGUAGAAUGAUAGUAAUGGCUAGUGAAGAUAUCGGAUUGAGAGAUAGCUCAUGUUUGCCCUUUGCCAUUGCAGCCAAAGAAGCGCUAGAGUUUGUAGGUAUGCCUGAAGGAGAAAUCAUUCUCGCUCACUGCGCAAUGAAAAUGGCCAGAGCACCAAAAUCAACAAAAUCAUACAGAGCACUUAGAACUGCACAGCUGCUUCUUCGGGAGAAGCCAGAAAUUACUAAGCUUCCUAUUCCCAUGCAUUUGAGGAAUGCUCCAACCAAAUUAAUGAAAGAACUUGGUUAUGGGGAUUCCUAUAAAUACAAUCCAGGCUACAAGAAUGGUUUAGUCAAACAAACGUACUUCCCUGAAGGAAUGGAAGACGUUCACUUUUUAGAAGAAACGCACUUGGGGGUAGUUGAAGAUUCUGAUACUUCCCCUGAAGAACAAGCAAGGGCACAAGCACAAGUAGUCGACUACGAGAAUUUUAAGAAAGACCGCAUAAAGCAGUUGAAGUUGGAAUACUUGAAUCGUGUGAAAGCGACAAGACAAGAGACCUUCAAUAAAAUGAUGGCUAGAUAUAAGAAAAACGAAAUCACAACAGUACCAGAGGUGCCUCAAUAUAUUGAUACUAAUUCUAACGGUAAAAAAGAACAAGGGAAAGAGAAAAUUAGUGAACAGGAUUCAAGUUCAGAUACCGAUUACAAAGACAAUUUCGAAAAGUCAUAUGACGAAUUUCUUGAUCCAGAAUCACAACCUGAAUAUUUUGAAGGAGACGACACAGGGUACCAUUACGAUCCAGAGUACCCAUUGAUUAGAGACGACUAUGAAAUCUAA